Molecule: messenger RNA, 667 nt
Organism: Phytophthora sojae
Lineage: Eukaryota; Oomycota; Peronosporomycetes; Peronosporales; Peronosporaceae
Exons: 3
Coding region: 5-586 (193 amino acids)
Source: RefSeq, a predicted model, not a curated record
GAGUAUGAGCGCGGACAAGGGCGGCGGCAAGCCUUGGGACGGCGCCAUGAACGCUGUGUCCAAGCAGCUGGACGAGGCGUCCAAGAGCGUGCGUGACGCGGCCUCGGGACCCGUGGACCAGGCCAAGGAGCUCACGAGCUCGGCGCGCCACGCGCUGCACGAGUCGGCGCAGCAGGCGUGGGAGGUCACGCGGACGUUCGUGGCGCCCGUGGUGGACGUCUUCAAGCGCGCGGAGGGCGACGAGGGCACGGAGCUGCGCAAGCAGCUGGGCGUGGCGCGCGAGAGCCUCAACGCGCAGCUCUACGCGGCGCAGCUGCAGCUGCAGGAGACCAAGAAGAUCGCGGACGGCCAGCUGGUGCCUGUCAAGGGCGCGCUGGUCGUCGCUCAGCAGCAGCUGGUGAAGGCGAACGAGUUCCGCCGCGAGCACCCGGAGGUGGCGGCGGCCGGUCUGGCGGUCGUCGUGGGCGUGCCGUCGCUGCUGAUCCGUGGCAAGUGGUCGGCGGUGCGGAACUCGGUGCUGGCGGUGGGCGCUGGCGCGGCGGCGUGCUACGGCUCGGACAAGUGGGCGGAGAAGAAGCGGAAGUAGAGAGCUGGCUGGUAGUUAAGGGGCGGCGGCGGGAGUGGUUUGCAUCGCAUCAUAUCACAGUGCACCACGACGGUGUCGGGC